Entamoeba invadens IP1 is the source of this 3054-nucleotide messenger RNA. RefSeq lists its product as hypothetical. Lineage: Eukaryota; Evosea; Mastigamoebida; Endamoebidae. Gene Ontology annotation, biological process: regulation of DNA-templated transcription. The transcript has a single exon. Gene Ontology annotation, molecular function: transcription factor binding; DNA binding. The record is from RefSeq and is a predicted model, not a curated record. Gene Ontology annotation, cellular component: nucleolus. Bases 1 to 3054 code for a protein of 1017 amino acids.
AUGUCAGAAACACUCCAAUAUUAUGUGAAACUUGCUUCAUUGGACCCGAAGGUGCGUAUAGCUGCGGUCCAAUCGAUAUUAACGAUCCUUAAAAAGUCCGAACAAGGGAUGACUGGGGGAGAACAUAGUGAAGUAAUGAUCUAUUCGAUUGAUCGGGUUGUUCGUUCAUUAGCGUCUUCACAAGACUGUGCACGGAAUGGCAACUUGCUCUGUUUAAUAACGAUUUUAAAAGCAUUUCCAACGGUGGACGAGGCUUCGAUCAUUAACAUCGCGACGCGCAAUUUCACGUUGACGGGCACCAACAAACAAACCUUCCGAGACGUCUUAUUUGCGCGGCUUUCUGUUUGUCUUGCGUUAAUUAAAACGGGGCGGGUGACGACUUCUGCGACGUUAAGUUACAUCGUUAAAGCCUUUUAUGUCAUUUCUAAUAAGAAAGCGUAUAUGAAUGACAUCACAAUCGAGUCCUUUGCGUUACUCUAUGAGAUGUUACCUCAGACUUUACACGAGACUUUAGUAAGUCUUUUGAAUGAACGAAUGGCCACAUUAAGUGAAAAGGCCUUUUUGCCAUUGGACACCUUUGUUUUGUGUUACAGUGCGAUUUACGACUGGAAUGUAACACUGCCACAAGUGUUACAUGGGGCACUCUUUAAUGAGAAGGCAUAUAUCUUAAGAAACACUUUUCUAUUAACUUCACAGUACACCGCUCAGAGAGUCUCAAAAUUGUACUGCGCACUCUUAAAUGCAGCUACGAAGACGGGUAACUUACUCAUCUUCUCUAAUAACAUCAUGGGCCCUCUUGGGGAUAACAUCACUUCAAUGUUCCAAAUUAUGAGCACCGUCACUACUUUAGUCGACACGUUAACACCAGAACAAAUUCCUUUUGUCUUCUCAUUGCACUUCAUUGGAAGCGCCGCGAAGUUCUUAGUCGAGCGCAAUGGCCAAUUAAAGAAAGUAGCUGCUCUGUUAUUUAAGACUGUGUCACAGAAUAAGACUCAUAGUACCGAAUAUGCCUUUUCCUUUGUGAGAAAGGGGGGAUUCAUCCAUAUCGAUCAAGUCAGUGGCAUUAAGAUCUUAGCGCCUUUAAUCAGACAGUUAAGUGCAGAAGACUUGAAUAAAGUCGUUGAUUUCAUAUUUGAGAAAUUUGAUCAAUUCAAUAAGAAGCAAUGGGAUCUUGAGAUCUUGAGUACUGUAGCAACAGCAGUGAAUUGUUCGAGUGAAUUAAAGGCGACCAUCUUAUCGAUCUUAGUCGCUUUAGAUCGUGGACUUGAGCAUCCGAAAUUGAAGAGUGUGUAUCAAGUGGAUGAAGCGCUUCAAAGAUUGUUAGAGGUGUCGUUGUACUGUACGAAGAAGACGGACGAUCACAUGAGUGUUCUUGUGGACAAUUUCCGCUUGUUACAUUCUGUUCAUCAAGAACAAGACGCUGCUCUUAUACCACCUGGAUUUGAUGAAACUGUAGCGUUGUGUGGGGAGAAGAAGGAGUAUCAGAUCUUAUUGUAUUACUUAUGCUUAGUAGCGUACCAAGGGGAAGACGCUUUAAAUGUGUUAGAAGAUGCGAUGAAGGCGUGCAGUGUAUUAGUGAAGACGAGUGAUGACAAAGAAGCCAAAGAAGUGUUAAUAGAUGUUUUAAUAGGGAUGUUAGGACAACCAAUUUCACAACCAAGAAGUAUAGUGACGAUGAUAUGGGAUAAGAUGGCUAAAGGGGUUGGAUCUUCUAUUAAUUGUGUUUUUGAAGCUAUGGCUACAGCGGAAGAAGACAUUCAAAUUGAAGAGGAAGAGCCUAAUGAAGAUAAAGAAGGCGAUGCGGUGAAGAUGGAAGUGGAGAAAUUGGGAGAAGCAGUUACUGAGACGACGGCUGAAGGAAAUGAUGUUGAAAUGGAUCCAAUGCAAUUGCUGGAAGACGACGACCCCAUUCAAAAAAUGAUUUUGGAAAAACAAGAGAAGAAAAAAGAAGACAAAAAGGCCAAACAGAAUUUUGAAAAUCAACAGAACGUCUUCCAAUCGCGACUGAUUGCGUUACUUGAGACGUACUGUAAAACUAAUUACGACCUUCCUGAAUUCUUGGAGUUCAUCCCGAACUUACUCAACGCAAUUGCACUCUUCUCGUUGAAGAGCAGAUAUGAACAGAUCUUCGAAAGACUGAUGGGGCUUUGUGUGACGAUCUCUCAAAAGGCGUCCACUAUUAAAGAAGUCAAAUACGACGAAUUAAAAGUUUCCUUUGAAAAGAUCAAGUCGAAUAUCCACAAGAGAAAGACCGAAUUGGCGGCUACAAAGUUAUUGCAUUACUACGCAAAGUACACAAGACGUGUUCCUGAAAUCACUAAGGACGUCAGUGAGUUCUUAACAUCAGAGCUUUUACGAUUACUUCACAAGAAGAGGGGUGUCAAUUAUAAAGUGAUUGAAAGUAUUAUCCGUGGCACAGAGAGUCUCCAGAGCCCCGAGUUGAUGUGUGAAAUCCUCGACAAUUGCGAGACGGCACUUUUAAGAACUAAAGUCGACUCUCUUGACUUGGCUUGCUUCAUCUCAAGGAAGAUUACAAGUGAUGAGGGUAUUCCACGCAUCAUUGAAUGUCUUAAGAAGCACUUAUUAGAGAAGGUGAAAGCAGUCUUUGAGAACCCGAGUGGCAAAGAGAUGUUAAAGAUGUUAUUCCUCCUUAAGGGGAUGUUACUGAAUAUCAAAGACACUGCAACCCUUGGCGAUGAACUCCGCCAAACUGUUUUGAAAGAAAUCGAAACGAAUUAUGAGGAGUUAGGGAACAAGACAGUCCUCAAAAACGCAUUCCUCGAGAUCAAGAACUUACUCACAAGCAACAGCCUUCGUUCCAAAGAGAAAGUGAUUCAAGACAAUAAAGAAAACAAGCGCCUCAGAAACAAGAAGAAGAGAGAAAGGAAAGAAGCAAAAUUAAUAAGACGGGAACAAAAAGAGAAGAGGAGACAAGAGAAAAUGGCAAACCUUCAUAAAAUGGACGAGAAAGAAAAUGAAGAGAACAGUGAAAGUGACUCGGAAGACAGUCACAGUGAUGCCGACAAAAGUGGAAGUGAGAGCGAAUUGGAUUAA